CACAGUUGAUAAAGUCUAAAUCAUUAAAUAAUGCUUACAACUUUUCGGAAAUUGUGGAUUAUAUUAUUUGCAGUAGUUUUGAUCAAUAUUGUUUUACACGUUAUAUUUCCAUUUUAUCAAAUAUUUCAUACACAAAAGCAGAAAUCACCGAGCAAAUAUAAAUAUGGCCCUCCAGUGACUGUUGAUAUCCCAGAAAAUGUAAAAACUCUUUACAACUUAAUAAUUUGCUGUGGAACGGAAAAGCAGCAGGUAGAUGAAGUGGAAUUUAAAAAAGAAGAUAAUGUAAUCAAUUUGAAAGCAUUGGAUUUUAAGUAUGAUUCUUAUUUUGAGACAAACGUCGACCAAUACUUUGAUAGGCCAUGUCCGUUUAUAUCACCUGGCCUUGGCCCCGUGGCCGAAGACAGAUCGUUUAAGAGUCUCUUGCUCAUGGAAGACGUUCACUUGCGGAUACAACCCGGUGGAAUCCACAUACCCAUUGAAUGUAUUGCGAUACAAAAAGUAGCAAUUGUCGUGCCGAUUGACGAAACACUGCCGAAUUCAAAGCAAAAUACCUACAGCUUUUUAUAUUACAUUCACCCUUUUCUAAUGAAACAACAACUGGAAUAUCAAAUCUUUCUAAUAAUUAAACCAAACGCUUCUGUGCCGUAUAGGCGGGGAGAACUAUUUAACAUCGGUUUUAAACAAGCUCAAGCAUACCGCAACGAGGGCUGGGACUGUGUUAUAUUCCACGAAAUUCAUCUCAUACCUCUCGACACUCGUAACUUGUACCGAUGCAGUCACCGGCCAAGGAUGCUCAUAGCUGAUUUCCAAAAACCGAUCAAGAAAGUUUCUUAAUACAUUUGAACAUAAAACCAGUAGAAUUUAUUAAACGUAUUUAAUAUAAAUGUA
Messenger RNA from Danaus plexippus (monarch butterfly), 888 nucleotides. Its product is annotated as beta-1,4-galactosyltransferase 1-like. Lineage: Eukaryota; Metazoa; Arthropoda; Insecta; Lepidoptera; Nymphalidae. The coding region runs from base 31 to 834 and encodes 267 amino acids. The transcript is spliced from 5 exons. Gene Ontology annotation, molecular function: N-acetyl-beta-glucosaminyl-derivative 4-beta-N-acetylgalactosaminyltransferase activity. The record is from RefSeq and is a predicted model, not a curated record. Gene Ontology annotation, biological process: carbohydrate metabolic process; glycosphingolipid biosynthetic process.